CAAAUGUCACUAAAUAUUGUUGAUUAAAAUUCCUUGGUUUUGAAUUUUUACUACAUACAAAUGCACCAUUGAAGUGAAAAAUAUUAAUUUUAUUUCCCUGCAUAAUAAAACAGGUGAAAUACGGUGACUACUCUAAUCUUAAAGGAUUGUGACAAGUUUGGAGUUAAAAUGUCCGGCUAUCCAAAUCCUAAUGACUACUCCUGGCAACCUCAAAACAAUACUCCUAACUAUUCAUUCAAUACGUCGAAUUCAUUUGGUGAUUCACAAACUUUAGAUUUUCAGAAUUUCACUGCUGACCAGCAAAAUUACUCUUAUGAUCAAGGACAGAGUAUUCCUGCUAACAACAAUCAGUACUAUAAUCCUAAUUUAUUCACACCUGCACCUAUACCUGGGGAAUCAACCACAGAAACUUCAGAAUUUGAUGAACCCCCACUUCUUGAUGAGUUGGAGAUUUACCCAGACAGAAUACUAGAAAAAACUUUAGCAGUUCUAAAUCCUUUCCAUGGACAAUCCAAAGCAGAUGAUGCAAAUUUCUUACUCAAAGACACAGACAUUGCUGGACCAAUAGCGUUUUGUUUAGCAUUAGCUGUGUGUCUAUUUCUUUCCGGGAACAAAGCACAUUUUGGAUAUGUGUAUGGCUUAUCUCUAAUGUCUGUUUUUCUGAUGUACUUUCUACUAUCACUAAUGAGUCGCACAGAAGGUGUAUUCACUAUAUACAGUGUAGCAAGUGUGUUAGGAUACUGUAUGCUUCCAAUGGUAGCCUUAGCCGGCUUGGGCAUAUUUAUAACACUUGAUGGCAAUAUAGGCUACAUUUUGUCUGCAAUAGCUGUUAUCUGGUCGGCUCUAUCAGCUAGCCGUCUAUUUGUUACUAUGUCUGGUGAUGCAGAACAAAGACCACUCAUUGCAUACCCGUGUGCUUUAGUUAAUGGAGUUUUUGCUCUACUUGUUUUAUUUUAAGUCAAUUUUAUUGUCCAGGCCCAGUUAAGACAGACACAGAAAUAAGAAUGUUUUUUAUACAUUCACUUGCUUUUUAUUGUACACUGUUAAUUAUAUUACAGAAGGAACACUUUUUUAUUUACCAGCUAUUUCUUACUUAUACUAGGAUAUAAUAAAUAAUAAGGAAUAAAAUAUAUUGUGUAUAAAAA
Molecule: messenger RNA, 1145 nt
Organism: Danaus plexippus (monarch butterfly)
Lineage: Eukaryota; Metazoa; Arthropoda; Insecta; Lepidoptera; Nymphalidae
Gene: Yip1d1
Product: protein YIPF5 homolog
Exons: 2
Coding region: 169-957 (262 amino acids)
Biological process (GO): vesicle fusion with Golgi apparatus; endoplasmic reticulum to Golgi vesicle-mediated transport
Cellular component (GO): trans-Golgi network
Source: RefSeq, a predicted model, not a curated record